AUGGCAACCACUUCAACACUCUCGUCUCACGACAUCUCAAUCCUCUCCAAAAUAGCCGAUCCAGAAUCCUCACCUUCAUCACCACUUCUACUCGACCCGUCUCUUCCAAACGACCCCCAUCACAAUGCCGAAGAGUACCAGAAAGUGGCCAAAAGCGAGGUCUCAAUAAUGAGUAAAAUCAUGAAACUCGAAUUCCAGCUCGCCGAUCCAAAAUCACUUCCAUCAACCGAGACAGAACUCCUAGUUCAAUACCAAUCUGUAAUCAGCGAAUUAGACAACCUAAUCUCAGAACACCCAAAGUACGCAAGCGCAAGAAACAACAGAGUCCAAGCUCUCCGAAGACUUUAUGGCGAUGCGAUAUUCAUCCAACGCACAGAAAACACCAUCUCAUCCAACGAACCUCAACCUCUCCUCAAAAACGCAGACCAAACCACCUUGACCAAAAUCUCAACCACAAUCCUCACCGACCUCUCAACCGGAAUCUCACUCCUCACACCCGCUCCCUUCUCCGCACUCUCUCCCAAAGCCGCAAAAACACUCUCAUUACUCUACACCCAGCGCGGAGCUCUAUACCAUCAUACCGCAAAACAGCUGAACAGCAACCCUUCCGCGGAAUUAGCGCUUGAAUCAAAGGAAGUCUCGUGGAGCGCAGCGGAUUUUGAGGAGGCGGCGGCGCGAGAUUUCAUGAUGGGAGGACGUUAUGGGAAUGAAGUUGCUAAGGCGCUAGCUGUGAGCGUUAAUCCGACCGCGAAGUUAUGUGGUGAUAUUGUGAGGGAUGCGAUGAGGAGGGAGUUGAGUGGUACUUCGGAUUCUUGA
Messenger RNA from Glarea lozoyensis ATCC 20868, 816 nucleotides. RefSeq lists its product as uncharacterized. The transcript has a single exon. Bases 1 to 816 code for a protein of 271 amino acids. NCBI's taxonomy places the organism in Eukaryota, Fungi, Ascomycota, Leotiomycetes, Helotiales, Helotiaceae. Gene Ontology annotation, biological process: cilium assembly. The record is from RefSeq and is a predicted model, not a curated record.